AGAGAUUAUUUUCAAGAAGAAAUAGACAGCCAAAAUCGUUUUAAAGCAAGUGAACUCACAAGAAGGACAUUUUCAGAAAGCAUAUUUUUUUUAUUAAAGAUAAUUUAAUUUUUAUUCAAAUAUAAUUUUUCUUAAUGGCGAGAAGUAAAGGCACUGAAACUGCCCUUGAACUAUUACGAUAUUUGCCCCGAGUUAGUCAGUAUAAUGUGCUACACAACCCCGGCGAAUUCAAAAAGAAGAAUCGUCCUAGGGGGCAGCAUGGUGGAACUACUCAUGGGCAUGGAAAUAAAGGUGCAAAGCAGCGAUGUUCUUAUCCACGACUUGGAUUUGAAGGAAGAAAGAAACCUUUUUAUUUGAAAGUGCCCAGAGAGUUUUAUUAUAGAGGACAUCAUUUGAGACGUCAGUAUCCACCUGUUAGUCUUGAGCAGCUACAACUUUUGAUCGAUACUGGAAGAGUGGACCCAUCUCAACCAAUAGAUUUGACUUCUAUUUGUAAUACACAACUCUAUAAAAUUUAUCCAUUUGAAAAACAUUUUGGUGUACAUUUAACAGAUGAAGGUGCAGAUUGUUUCACAGCUAAAGUAAACAUUGAAGUGCAACAUGCAAAAGAAACAGUAAUAGCCGCAAUUGAAAGAAAUGGAGGCACUAUAAUCAAUGCAUAUUACGACAUUGAUAGCGUAUUGGCCAAAGUUAAUCCUCAAAAGUUUUUUGAAAGAGGUCAUCCGAUUCCAUUUCGAAAGCUCCCUCCCGAGGAUGCGGUUGAGUUUUACACCGAUCCCAAAUGCCGAGGUUACUUAGCUGAUCCAGAAAAGAUAGCGGAUGAAAGAUUAGCCCUGGCGCAAAAGUAUGGUUAUGAGCUCCCAGAUAUCUCGAAAGAUCCAGAUUAUGAUAUGCUUACCAUUCGCAAAGAUCCAAGACAGAUAUUUCUAGGAUUAGAGCCUGGCUGGUUGGUUAAUUUAGCUGAGAAAUGUAUUUUGAGGCCAACGGAUCAAGUUUUGCAAGAAUAUUAUAAGUCCUAAAUAUUUUGAGUGCUUGUUGUUUAAAAGUUUUUAUUAGCUAUAUAAAUAAAAGAAAUUGUUAUAUGAAAA
This is a messenger RNA of Parasteatoda tepidariorum (common house spider), 1088 nucleotides long. RefSeq names its product mitochondrial ribosomal protein L15 (gene mRpL15). Gene Ontology annotation, biological process: translation. The record is from RefSeq and is a predicted model, not a curated record. Gene Ontology annotation, cellular component: mitochondrial large ribosomal subunit. Gene Ontology annotation, molecular function: structural constituent of ribosome. Lineage: Eukaryota; Metazoa; Arthropoda; Arachnida; Araneae; Theridiidae.